AUGUGUGCGGUGAUAGAGAAGUCGUCGGGGGAAGCGUUGUCGUCGCCGGAGACGAAGAAGGCUAACUGGGGGUUUCGGUCGGAGAAGAAUGCCGGCAAUUUGAAGCUGCAGCCAACUAGGAAUUUGGAUUCCGGCCACCCGCCUGGAAUUCCGCUCCCUAAAACGAGAAGCUCCGUGGUGGUGUCUCCGGCGCCAGACGGACAUCAGUUUGAUGCAGCCGCCGUCAAAUUGCAGAAGGUUUACAAAAGUUACCGAACGAGACGGAAUCUCGCCGAUUGCGCUGUUGUCGUUGAAGAGUUAUGGUGGAAGGCGUUGGAUUUCGCCGCUCUACGGCGGAGUUCAGUGUCGUUUUUUGAGUCCGACAAGGCGGAAACCGCCGUAUCGAAAUGGUCAAGGGCCGGAGCAAGAGCUGCAAAGGUGGGUAAAGGCUUAUCAAAGAAUGGAAAAGCUCAGAAAUUGGCUUUGAGACAUUGGCUAGAAGCUAUCGAUCCACGUCAUCGCUACGGCCACAAUCUCCACAUGUACUAUAAUGUUUGGUUCCAAACUCUAAGCUCGCAGCCUUUCUUUUAUUGGUUGGACAUCGGAGAUGGAAAAGAGUUGAAUCUCGAAAAAUGUUCUAGAACAAUUCUCCAACGACAGUGUAUUCAAUAUCUAGGACCCAAUCAAAGGGAGGCUUACGAAGUGAUAGUGAAGGAAGGGAAGCUUGUAUACAAACAAAGUGGCAAUUUCGUAAAUACAGUGAAUGACUCCAAAUGGAUAUUUGUUCUUAGUGCUUCAAGAAAUCUGUAUGUGGGGAAGAAAGUUAAAGGCCAUUUUCAACACUCCAGCUUUCUCGCCGGAGCAGUCACCACAGCUUCCGGCAGACUGGUAGCUGACAGUGGCAUUCUCAGGGCUAUAUGGCCUUAUAGUGGCCAUUAUCAUCCCACAGAAGAAAAUUUCAUUGAGUUCACUGAGUUCUUGAAGGAGAACAAUGUUGACCUAACAAACGUUAAGAGAUGUGCAACAGACGAGGAUGUACCACCAAGUAACAGAGAGAAGGGAGAAACCGAUGAAACCACCGAGGAGGAGAAGGAAGUGACAGGGGGCGGUGACACCACCGAGAAAGCUGCAGCGCCGUCGGGAGAAGCGGCGGAAAUGGAAAGGCACUGCAAUGUGGUUCAACGAAGAAGCAAGUGGACCACAGGCGCCGGUCCUCGAAUAGGCUGCGUAAGAGAAUAUCCAACAAAGCUUCAAUUUCAGGCAUUGGAAAAGCUGAAUCUCUCGCCAAGAAUCACCUCUGUUCAACAGGCAUUCAACUCCAAUUUCCCAAUUCCAUCACCAAGGCCUAGCCCUAGAAUCCAUAUGUCCCCUAGGCUCGCUUGCAUGGUGCUCUCGAGCCCUCGAACGUCACAAUACUAGUUGUGUCGAGUUCAUGAGAUUAUUCAAGGAGGUGUAUUCUGUUGCAGGUAGAAGAGGAGAAUUGAUUUGAUAGUUUUAGAGGG
Messenger RNA from Cucurbita maxima (winter squash), 1481 nucleotides. Its product is annotated as IQ domain-containing protein IQM4-like. The transcript has 8 exons. Lineage: Eukaryota; Viridiplantae; Streptophyta; Magnoliopsida; Cucurbitales; Cucurbitaceae. The coding region runs from base 1 to 1398 and encodes 465 amino acids. The record is from RefSeq and is a predicted model, not a curated record.